AAAAACUCGCCCGGUGCGCCGCUCAUAGAAACUCAACCUGAACAGGUGCAUGUCUCGUAUCCAGGUGUGAAGAACUCGAUGUUGGUCACAUGGUCCACCGCUAAUAAAACCGAGAGCGUUGUUGAGUACGGUCUGUGGGGCGGGAAGCUCUUCAGUCACACGGCGGAGGGAGACGCAAGCGUGUUUAUCGACGGAGGGCCGGAGAACAGAACGAUGUACGUCCACCGAGUCACGCUGACCGAUCUGACCCCAGCGGCUUCAUACGUGUAUCACUGCGGCAGCGACGCCGGAUGGAGCGACAUCUUCUACUUCACGUCUCUGAAUGAAAGCGUGAGCUUCAGCCCCAGAUUCGCUCUGUUUGGUGACAUGGGCAACGAAAACCCUCAGUCUCUGAGUCGACUGCAGAAAGAGACGCAGAUGGGGAUGUACGACGUCAUUCUGCACAUCGGGGAUUUCGCGUAUGACAUGCAUGAGGAUAACGGCCGGAUCGGGGAUGAGUUCAUGCGGCAGAUCCAGUCCAUCGCUGCUUACACGCCGUAUAUGACCUGUCCAGGAAACCACGAGUGGGCUUAUAACUUCUCCCACUACAGGAGUCGUUUCAGUAUGCCGGGACACACGGAGAAUCUGUGGUACAGCUGGAACAUUGGACCCGCUCAUAUCAUCUCCUUUUCCACUGAAGUCUAUUUCUAUCUGGAAUACGGCCUGGAUCUGCUCUUCAGACAGUAUGACUGGCUACAGGCCGAUCUACAGGAAGCGAACCGUCCUGAGAACCGAGCGCAGCGGCCGUGGAUCAUCACGAUGGGACACAGACCCAUGUACUGCUCCAACGAUGACGGAGACGACUGCACACACUUCCAGAGCUAUGUCCGACUUGGACGCAAUGACACGAAACCCGUUGCUCCUGGACUGGAGGAUUUAUUCUAUCAGUACGGUAAGAGGAUUGCGCCUAUGCCAUGUGUUGGUAUUUUAGCAGAUGUGUGGUUUUGUCUUGUUCAGGGCUGUCGAGAGAAACACGACGGCUUCAUCCCUAAACCUCGCGACUGGAGCGCGUUCAGAAGCACGGAUUACGGCUACACACGCAUGCGUCUGAUCAACGGCACGCAUCUGUACCUGGAGCAGGUGUCCGACGACCAGUACGGGAAAGUCAUCGAUCAGAUGAUGCUGGUGAAGGAGAAGCACGGAGCGCACGCCUGGCGCUGAACAUCCAGACGCUCUCGGGAAACGAGACACACUUGAAUCAAACAAUCGAGGGAACGAGGGUCGAAUGUGAUGCUCUCCAGCGGCAGAUCUUCUUCAGACUCCUUCCAGACAGAUUUACUGUAUAUAAAUGAUUAUAUUUUAAUAAGGAGAUAAAGUACUGUAUGUAAUCUACUUGAUUUUUUAAAACCAUGAACUCUGUUCCAAAACCUAGUGAGCUUCCUACUUAGAUUGCAUUUUAACAUUUUAAGUCUGCUACAUUAUGCUGCCUUCUAAGGGGCCGUUCACACACAACACGAUUUUGUGUUUAAAAACAUAAACAUUGGGUUUAAAAAC
This is a messenger RNA of Sinocyclocheilus rhinocerous, 1533 nucleotides long. It is a transcript of the gene acp7, whose product is annotated as acid phosphatase 7, tartrate resistant (putative). The annotation marks the transcript as partial. The transcript is spliced from 11 exons. NCBI's taxonomy places the organism in Eukaryota, Metazoa, Chordata, Actinopteri, Cypriniformes, Cyprinidae. Gene Ontology annotation, molecular function: acid phosphatase activity; metal ion binding. The record is from RefSeq and is a predicted model, not a curated record.